UUCAGUUCUUUCAUCUUCACCCACAAUAAUCAGCAGCCAUCAAGUCGCCUUUUCAAAUACCCAUAUCGUUAAUCUAAGGAGCAUCUUUCUUCGGAUUCGUUUUCGUCAACCUCAACAUACGUAACAACAAUCGCACCUGGCUAGGUCGUUAUAUCAAUAUCGUGACUAGAAUCUCUUAAAAAACGUCCUAACUCGAGCUCGUCGAUUUCUCACCUCACGCGCGGCUCGUGCUUCUUUUUCUCUUUUGUCGCCUUUUCCGCUGUCGACAUUCGAGCAGGAGGAAGGAGCGAAUAUCAUUCACUAUCAAAUACUUCGUAGCAAAUAAAAAGAAACAUACUAUUGUUGAUGAAUAAAGAACUGGUAUGACAUUAGAAUAAAAAGAAGGGGGCAGACUGGCCUCUCCUCCCAAACUUAAAUUUAUAUUUAUACAUAGAUUUUCUUUUCCGCUUAUGAUUCCCCCGCACCCGAAAUUCAUACUUACUGAAACCUGCUGAUUAUUACUAUUACAACGAAUGCUCCGUAACUUGUGUCAUCAACUACAGCUGCACAUCUUCAGCAAUAUUUGAACAUGCCAUCUUCCCGCAUGCUCAGCAGCUCUGCCGCUGAAAGCGCAAAGCCGUACACGUUGUAUGGCCUUUGCGUCUCGCCACCGAAGCGUUUGCCUCGCGAAGCGUCUGGUGAAGGUGUCGGGGAAGCUUCUUCUACUCGACCUGCAGCCCACAACGAUCCGACUCAAACGGCACAUUCUGACCAUGAUGAUCAAGAGCCUCAAAAGUACGGGCCACAAAAAGAGCGGAUUGACUUGAAGCAACGACCACAGGAAGAACGAGAAGAGGGUAAGCCUGACGCCGCCGAUGAAAAAGAAGCGCCUCAGCUCGUUCACAAAACAUGCUCGAUCUGCCGUGACAACAACCCUGCUUUGAUUCGUCAGGUUCUUCGGGAACGCGGCUAUACGGUUGUGGAAUCUUCAACGGAAAGCGACGACGAUGAAAAUGCUGUCCAUUUUCAAUGGGCCCAGACCGCAGUUGCUGUUGACUUCACGAAGUUUCAGAAAAAUCAUGUGAAAGUGAUGAACAAAAACGACAAUGUCAACGGGACCCACCCAAACUCCACAGGACUUCUAGAGCGCUUUUUUACGACUAACCGUUUCGUGAACCAGCUGCACGGUGUGAAGAUUACCACGAAAGAGGGCAUGCUUUCAGCGAUCGAACGUCAGCACAUGUGGCCACCAUGGUUUUUCCCGACGUUCGAGGCCGCUGAUCUUUUAAAGAAGUGCGGCACGUCUUCAUCAAACAAGCACAACAACAAGAGGAGUGAUGAGAUUCAGCAGCUCCUCCAAGCACCGCACCCAUGGAUCUACAAGACGCAGACAAGGAAUCGCGGCCAGGGCAUUGAGCUUUUCCCAACACUCAGUGAAUUAGUAUGUCACUUGAAGGGCAAGAAAAAAGCUGCCGGCGCUUCAUCGAAUUCUAGUACUACAAGAGGACCUGCAUCCGGAGCUAACACUUCUUCAUCUAAAGCCGUUGGUGGUGUAGUGCAGAGAUAUCUGGAACGCCCCUUGCUUGUUGACGGAACGCGGAAGUUUGACGUCCGUGUCUUCUUUCUUGUGGCGCGUGUUCGGCCGUUUCUCGCAUUCAUAGCUUCCCCGGGCAAAGGUUUCGCGUAUUGCAAAUGCUGCGCGUUGCCUUUCAAACAGGUAGCUGCUGUAGACCAAGCGACAGCGGUCACGAAGACUCAUCAUGAAGAACAUACAUCAAGAUCGGAAAGGGAGCAUCAAGCAUCUCCAGAAAGCCAUUCUGGUGCCAGAACAAGUAAAUUGGAGUUCCUAGCGACGCACAUCACGAAUCAGGGAAUCCAGCGUGAGUUCCUCGGUGACUCAGAUUAUAAGCAGCGUGAGCACGACAUGGUCUUGCCACUUCCAGAGGUUUUGGGAGGUGAAGGUGCAAACCAGAUGGGGGAUUUCAGUAAGCAGACGAAGGACAUUCUGCGGACGCUUUGUGCUGUGAUUCAGCAGCAGGCGGCGACUUACGUUGGUACCUUCCAGCUCUUCGGUUGUGACGUGGUGCUGGACGAAGAGGGCAAGGUUUUUUUGCUAGAGGUGAACCGGAACCCAGCUCUCCAUACGAACUGUGCUACUCUGCGAGACAUGCUGCCUAGACUCGUACGCGAAACUGUCCGACUUGUCGAGGGAGCGCAUGCAAGAAACGUCGCAGACUCUAGUACUUCUUCAGCAUCUACAUUCCCAGUGUUGAAAAGCGAUGUGUUCGAUGUUGUCUACGACGAGGAGCAAGAGCAGGCAGAGGCACAGGUGACUCCACUUGGAAGUUCCUGUUCGGCGCGAAAACACGACCAGAAGCAGAACACGGCCAUAAUAUCAGACGUGGACAAUGUUCUUGACGAACAGAAUUUGUCGCACCCGAGAAGCUGCUCACAGCAACAUCCUAGGCCUCAAGAAGAUGGCGUUAUCGAAGACAAACCAGUUUUAGCGGUUAAUGUACCACCAGCCAGAGCAAGCUAUACAACGCAACCAAAUCUUCUUCUUCACGAGAGAGAUCGACUAGUUGUACUGGCGGCGACAAAACGAGAAUGCAGCAAGGACGGACGAGAAGAGUUUGGUCGUUCAUCUCCGCUCCAUGCUCAUCAACAUGACACGAGCGCUCUUGGUGAACCGUCGAUUCUAAUUAGCCUUAACGCAAGCAAGAGAAUCUCGGAAAUAUCAAUCGAUGGUCGAGAGUUUCAGCAACAGCUCGAGGGCGAAGUCGAACGUCACAACACUUCGGUCAUUGCAGAGAAAGCAGAAACAUGCAAAGCCCAGCAGAGUUCUGGGCGUGGACGGCCUGCAAUUGUACCAAAGCUAAAUGUCCCUGCAGCUGCUGGAGGUGGUGGGCGGGUUUCAUCCACUGUUGAACAGCACGCGCCAGGUGUGGGUACUGCGCGCAGUUCGAUCGUUUCAAUGCGUGGCAGGGCGCCGAAGAGAAGUAUCGCAGAGUUGUCAACUACAUAUCAUACAAGACUCGGUGGAGCUGGAGCUGCAGCUGUCCCAGGAGGGCGGAUGUCUGCACCAGGAGGAGGAGGUUCUCUCGGAGGCCCGGUAGUGGAUUGUGUGUCCCGUUCCUGUCAUCUUGCCAGCGACGUGGAUUUCAAGCAGCGCGAGCAGGAGUACAUCAAGAAUACUGCACGUCGUUGUCGCAGUGGGAGCAGCCCAGGCGCGCUGGUCACUAUCGAGGAUAUGUAUUUGAAACGGCGGAUCUCAAAAUUACAGCCGACUCCUGUUCCUGAGGCACCAGAUGACUAUCCGCAUGGUGCUUCUGGUGACAUAACGCAGCUUCUGCACCAUGAGGAUCCCUGCAUUCCUCGGCUACAGGCUUCGCCUCCCUUUGCUGCCACAGGAGACUCUUUCUCGUGCAAGACGCUUCGCAAUACAGAGGAUGAGCCAGUCGCUUUAUUAGCCUCGCCUGCUGCACUAUUCGGUCUUCCCACAGGAGGUACUGCUCACCACAGUGAGCACUCUGCAAGGACUGCACUCGCAAAAGUCUGCAGCCAGAAAAUCGUUCCAGGUUCGUCGCGUCCUCGCGGCCAGCCCUUGCCCACUCAGCAGCAAAUUAAUAGCAACUUGCCGCUUGCGGGGAGGAGCAGCGCAGCGAGCUGUGCUAGCACGUUGAUAACAACGGCAAGAGGACAGAACAGAAUAAAAGCGGGGGCAUCUUCAACGGGAGAUCAGCAGCAUGCUCCGAUGCAGCGACCUCCGCCCAUCGUCGGCAUUGCUGAGCAGAUCGAGGAUGUGAAACGCGCGAUGGCUAAAGCACAAGAGGAUGCGAGUGAAGCGGCUGCGUCAGCGGAGGACAUUCUAACUGCAAAGAGAGCACUCGGACAGCUGGCAACGAUUCUUAGGCAACUAGAACGGGAACUAGCAGAGGAGCGCUUUCGCGUCGAGGAACGGCAGAUGCGAAAGGAAUUCCAAGAAGUAGCGAGAAAGAAACUGGAUGCCAACCCGUCUGCAUCACCACCCUCGAAUCGAAUCCUCAACAUGCGUGGAACAAGUCGGAGGCUGCAACCACCACCAACGUCGUCCUCUGUUGUUGGACAGCAUCAACAACUCGUGGGCGAGGGUUUAUUUGCUCGUCCUAACCAAGUUGGCACUUGUGCAAACGGGAGUGCGACAGGACCGGGGGGCCCGGUCUUCCCUCAUCGAGAGACUCACGCGUCACAUCGUCCUGACGUAGCUCGAGCAAAAGGCGGUUUAGAAGCAAGCGGAAUUUCUUCAUCGGUCGCGCAUCCGACUAGGAGUAGCAGUGCUGCCAGUGGUCCAAGAUCAUCCUUUAGCCAGAAGGCGUUCUGUGAACGAUGGCGGCGAAAAGAAGUCAGGGAAAGAUUGAGCGCCACUAGGAUUCCCCAGAUCAUGGAAGAGUUUCCGCAUUUGAAAUUGGAAUUUAACGCCCUGCUGGACUGGGCAUUCACCAGCACGGUCAGCCCUCCUGCGAAGCGGCUCACAUCCUGGAUCGCGCGCGCAGCUCUUGCUAGAGCAAAACGAAGAGAACAACGGAAACGACAAAAUUCAGAUGUUGCUGCCAACAUCAACAACAAACACGACGAGAACGUCAUCCCUCGCGAACAAGAAACUUCAUCAGUAUUUUUGCCAAUUCCUCAACCUGCAGUUGAAGAGCACGAGCACCAGAUUGAUGGCGACGAACAAGACGAUGUGGAGGAAACAGAAGAAUCCAAACUGAAUCGGCCACCUCUCCCGCACGACUUAGUGUCCGAUUUUCGACGCCUCACUUGGCUAGCAGAGUUAUUGUUUAGACGGGGACGAUCUGAAGGUGAAACUUCCUGUCGUGCUCUGCUUGGGCUUCGUGACGUUUCGUCGUGUCUCUACGUCUUUGGGGACCCAGCAACUACACGUGAUUCUGACAAAAAUAGUGUUUGGAGCUGGUCCCUAGGUGACUACGUAUAUGAGGGAGACCAUCAAUUGUAUGCGCUUGCAUCGCAGUCAGCAGGGCAUUGGGCGGAUAUGCGGCCGGGAGAUCUUGUUUUUUCCGAGAGUGCGCCAUCAGAGGGAGCUUGCAAGAGUAGAAUGCAAGUUGGAGUUUACCUUGGACCUCACAGGGAAACGAUCAGCUGCAGUACUUCUAAGAAUAAGUUUGAAGUGCUUUCCAGUUUCGACGAACUCGAAUCACACUCAACAACGGGAACCAGGAUCGAAUGCCAACAUCAUUUUCGCAGUCUGGAACCUUGGCUCGGUGAGACGGGACCUACAGCGACGCCGGUACUCGCUACCAACAAUCUGCUGGCGCCGCCUCAACAACUUGAGCAGUUCGGCAUUGAAGGUGGGGGAAUGCAAGAAGAGGUCUUCCGGAUGAAUGAAGAAAUAGGCCAAAUAAGGACUCCACGUUCUCUGGAAAAAAGGACGCUAAAUCUAGUCGAAGAUUUGAGUAGUGACGAAAAAAUGUACUUCUAAGGACUGACUUACUUCUCAUUGAGAAAUGUCGUGCCAGAAUCGAGAAUAGGAGUAUAUCGCAUGGGAAGCGCUCUAGCAUCCUGUACCUAUACUAAUACCAUUUAGCUAUACUUGUAGGGAUGAUGAUGAUCCAAUGCAUAUUAGUAGAUCGAGUUCCUUGUUAUUUUGUCUCGCGGAUUGCAAAGUUUGGAACAGCACAUCGCUGAGCUCACGUUCUCUAAUGUACAGAACAAGAACAGUCCUCAUUUUUCGCUUCGGCGAUUCUACUUCUUGACAUACCAGCAUUCUACUUCUUCACUAUUACCUUGUGCUUUUUUUCUUCUCCCCUUUCCCUUAAGUCUGGAACUAUGAAUCAAUAGUACCUAAAGCUGAGCCUGUUUUUGCUGCAUUUCCUGUGAAGUCGUCGCGGGAGCAGGUCCGCAGAUCGAGCUCGAGCAGGAGCAAUCAUAAAUCUGCACAGAGAUGGAACUACAUUAUGAUAGACGUCAGAACCAACAAAUACAAAGCUGUAUCGUCAAGAGCACAUGGUGAUGUCGGGUUCACAGAGCAAC
Messenger RNA from Amoebophrya sp. A25, 6006 nucleotides. NCBI's taxonomy places the organism in Eukaryota, Dinophyceae, Syndiniales, Amoebophryaceae. The record is from the annotation of a GenBank genome assembly.